Molecule: messenger RNA, 1098 nt
Organism: Coprinopsis cinerea okayama7#130
Lineage: Eukaryota; Fungi; Basidiomycota; Agaricomycetes; Agaricales; Psathyrellaceae
Exons: 1
Coding region: 259-711 (150 amino acids)
Source: RefSeq, a predicted model, not a curated record
CCGACGUCGACGACAGCCAUUCCAAAUACAGUAUCGCUCCCGUCUAAUACCACUCCAGCUUUCCAGCCUUCAAGGUUUAAGGCUUAAUGACGCUUCCGAUGACCAGCUUCACUAUCGCCACCCCCUACUCUCUUUCUUCAAGUUCCGGAUCUUGCUAGUGCGAUACGUUACUUCGAGACCUUCCUCUCCCAGUUCGCCAUUUCAUUACGGGUCUGGACGGACCGUGGGCUCUAGUGCUUUUCAGCACACACAUGAUCCAUGACGUCCAGGCAAAGAAGAGGACCACAGAUCGCUACUCUCCUCGUAAGCUCGUGCAGGCUGACGAGGCCACGAGAACGCCGUGGGGCCUGCCGUGAUUACGGGCGUCGUUUACCUGUUCCAGUCACUCAAGCUACUAAUCCCCGUCGCACAAUCCUUCUCAACUUGGCAAUUGCGACAAUUCCGCCUCUCACAAAUCUUACAUCUGCCCUCCACCAAACCAUGUUUCCGACCUCCAUUUUCGGAGGGCUUCCUAUAGGGUGGUACUUUGUGGGGAUACCGUGGAACGGAGGGUACAAUGACGCGAUGGCACAUCCAAGCCACGAACACUCUACGCACGUUCUCUCCGUCCAUCUUGCCACUUUGGCCCUGGUUCUUUGCCCAGGGGGUGAUAUGCUCACCUACGGGGAUUUGUGGCGCGAUGGGGUGUGUUGGACGCGUUGGGUGAAGUGACGAUUGGUCUGUCGCCUAGGGCUGACUGGUGACAUGAACAGGCGACGGUUUUGACAUUCUUGACAUAUGUUCAUGAAUCUGAUAAGGUAUCAUAUGACCUCUACUAUCUCUCGUUUUUUUGACUCGGUGCAUCUUGUUUUCACUGUUAGCGAUCUAUGUUUUAUCUCCUCGUUUUUUAGGUCUGUUUCCAUUUGCUUGGUCCACUCCCUUGAUCUAUGCCGCACCAUAUGACGCUUUCUAUGUCUCCCUUUGCCUGCUCCUAGAGCCUAUGGCUCGUCUUUUUGCUUUCCUCUAUGCCCGCACACUCUUCUUCCUCCCCUUGUCUUAUUCAUAACCUUGUAUUGGUCCGAACGAUAGUGAAGAAGGUCUAAUAGUAGCAGCUGUAGC